AUGUAUAAAGCCUGGAGUAAGAGAAAGAAGAGAGGAGAGAGGAAGGAAGAGAAGGAAGGAGCAAAGCAUACAUCAUCUAUGUUGUGUGGAUUGUGUCUCUGUGCAGAAAGCAAAAAAAGGAAGAAGUGCAGAAAAGAAGAUUCAGAAACAGAAGAGAAAACUGACAUUCAGUCACAUGGAAAGAAGACACACCAGCUAUCUGAACCUAGAAGCCUUUCAGAAAAUCUUAUGGAAAUGAGUCUGAAAUCAACAGAGAUAAAAAAUAACUGCAGUGGAAAUAGUGGCAAUAUACCUUUAAGCCAAAAGGACAGUCUAACAUGUGGUGUACAGAAAACAUCAAAGGCCCUGGAAAACAAGGGAGACCUAGCUGAUGAUGUUCUUUCUUUGUCCCAGGUGUCUUCAGGAAAGUUUGUACCUGUAUUCUGUAAACCAAAGAAAAGUCCCGUUAAUGUUUUGGGAACCAAAGGGGACAAGAUGAUGACAUCUAUCAAAACAGAUCCUGAGAAUUCAAAGUGUGAUAAAUUAAGAGCAGACAUCUGUACUCCUUCUGUUACCAGGACUGUAUUUUCCAGCAGUUCAUUGCAGAUACAGCCAUCACAGCCCUGUCUAAAACAGGACAGUAAGGGUUUCAAAGCACAGGAAAAUGCCAUGCAGUCAGAGUUAGAGUGUAAAGAGGCAGUUUUGUCUCCAGUUGACUAUGGAAUAUUUAUAGGCGUGCCACCUUUAGAAGUACAGGUAACUGCUAAUUCAGCAGAACAAGAAAAAAUCCAUACCCAGGAGGAAGUUGUAGAUGGCAUGCAUCUUGGAGAAGCUGUCUUUCGUUUGACAGCACAGCAACAGCACAUGUCUCCAGAUGUUAGCAGUGGAACCAAGGCUGCUGGUGGGCUGGUCAUUUCCAUUCAUGGUACACUUAGUGAACCAUUGGAAGAUGUGCCCAGAUAUAUUCAGGCAGUGCCAGUUAUGCCUUUGGAGUCUGACAGCUCGACUGCAGAGGACCACCUUUUUGUUUUGAAUAGUAGAGGUCACAGUGAAAUUGUCCUUGACAGCUCGGAAGUGUCCCUUGAACACUGCAGCACUGUUGAAAGGUCGAGUUUGAUUGAUAAUCAGCAGACUGAUAAUGCAGCUUGUCUAGAAGGUGAGAGAAAUGCAGACAUUUCUAUGGGGGAAACUGCAGCUAGAAAUUGUGACAUGUUUGGCAGUGAACAAGUGAAUGAAGUGAAAGAACAGAGGGAAAGUGGUUUAGAGCUUCCUCAGAAUCCUGAUAUUUCAGUAAGAGACAGUGAUAAAGAGGAGAAGGGAACUACUGCAGACAAUCAGCCUUUGUUAGAAGAGGUUGCAGAACAAGGCAGAAAAAGACCUACUGAAAGCUCCAAAGAUGUGCUUUCUCUGACUGAAAAUCAUGCACUUGUUCCUGUUCCAGAUCUCGUGACAUCUGACUCAAAAUCUGAAAUGUACCUCUCUGACUCACAGUUAAGAAAGCAUUGUCUAGCUAUUUCUGAGAAAGAGAAAUUGCAAAACACUUCAUUUAUUUUGGACAACAACAUAUUUUCUCCGGGACCACUCUUAAAUGCUGCAAAUGGUUAUAAUGAAGAAAAAGAUGUCCUUUCAGAGCAGGAGGUUGUGGAAUUUGGUAUCAGUUUUCGUCCUCAAGUUCCAAGCUCUUUAGAGGCUAGUGUCUUAAGUGUGGCUGUCCUGGAAAAUAAACAAACAACUGAAGUUUUCAAAACAGUAGAAGGUGGCAGUGAUACUGAAAUGUUUCGGGGUAUGAAGAAUAAUUAUUGUCCUUGUACAAAAAGUUCAACUGAAGACACGCCACAACAGCAGAUUAAUUACAUUCAGAAAGAUCUUCCUGUGCAUGAGAUGAAGGGUCUAUCAGACAUGUUGAGUGACUUGGACAUGAGCAACAUCAGCCCUGUGGUUGCGUCUGAAGCAGGUGAAUGUGUUCCUAGUCCGAGUGUUGCUGAGGGAGUAGUUUAUGUGGAAGAGAAUAUUUUACCUAAAGACCAAGCCGUUGUUCCUGUUACUUUGUUUUUUCCAGAGAGUAAGUCACAGAUUGCUUCAACAGAUAGCACUUUCCUCACUCACUUACAAAAGCUGGCUUGCCCGAUAACUGCUGGAAGAAAGAGAAAUGGAAGAUGUGACUUGCUGUCUCCUUUGUGCUCUGGUUCUGCUUCUCAGCUGGAGAAAUUAGAACCAAGACAUGAAAUCCUACAGGAACAGUAUGAAAUCACACAGGAGGAUGCAACAGAUGUUGUCUGCGGACUAAUUACAGAGCUCUCGGAUCUUAACCGACUCAUCAUGUCUACCCAUCGAGAACUGGUGACAGUCAGAAAAGCAAAGCUAAGAAAGGAAAAACAAGUAGGAAGAUUUCCACAGAUAUCAAAGGGAAAAUCAAAUGCUUUAUACCUGCCAAAAGGAAAGAACUACAAAUCAAAACAAUGCUAUGAAUGAUUAGACAUAUUUAAAAAUAAUUGUACUGAGGUUGUGUAAGUUCUGUGUUCACAAGUUUUCUAUAUUAACAAAAGGAUCUGUAUGAUGGAAUAGCUGUUUCAAGGAUUAUAUGUGUUUUAAACAUUUUUACAUAAAUAAUAUGUGUAUAUCUUAUGCACCGUAUGAUGUAAUGUACAUAGUUGUGUUUGUUCUACAUUGAGACUUCAUAUUUUCUUUGAUAA
Protopterus annectens (West African lungfish) is the source of this 2672-nucleotide messenger RNA. It is a transcript of the gene BRME1, whose product is annotated as break repair meiotic recombinase recruitment factor 1. The coding region runs from base 1 to 2451 and encodes 816 amino acids. The record is from RefSeq and is a predicted model, not a curated record. Gene Ontology annotation, biological process: double-strand break repair involved in meiotic recombination. The transcript has 8 exons. Lineage: Eukaryota; Metazoa; Chordata; Ceratodontiformes; Protopteridae.